Molecule: messenger RNA, 3308 nt
Organism: Syngnathoides biaculeatus (alligator pipefish)
Lineage: Eukaryota; Metazoa; Chordata; Actinopteri; Syngnathiformes; Syngnathidae
Product: retinoic acid receptor gamma-A-like
Exons: 12
Coding region: 576-2087 (503 amino acids)
Biological process (GO): regulation of transcription by RNA polymerase II; cellular response to corticotropin-releasing hormone stimulus; retinoic acid receptor signaling pathway
Cellular component (GO): nucleus; transcription regulator complex
Molecular function (GO): zinc ion binding; RNA polymerase II cis-regulatory region sequence-specific DNA binding; nuclear receptor activity
Source: RefSeq, a predicted model, not a curated record
CCACAGGUGGGUAGAGUAGCCAAAUACUCUACUCAAAUAAGAGUAUAUAUUACCUUAGGAUGAAUAUUAUACGUUACGCCGUCACUGUGGCUUCAUAGCAGCUAGCAGCUAGCUCUCUUGGAAACAUUGGCGAGGGAGCAUUCUGGAGAAGACUCUUCCAGACUUCGUGACAAUCGUGAGACAAACGCCAUGGUGGGCUACAAGAACCAAUAUAUGCUGUGUGCUUUCCCAUCCCACGAUCAGAUAAUUCGACGUGUUGCAUCUGGUGUGGCGUACAAUCAAGUUACAAGGUGUGGCCCUGGCUUUGAUACUACCACUGAAGGUGGGAGCAGCGCUUGGGAAAAUGCAGGCUGCCUGAAAAGGACUAUGCUAACUGACCGUGGCCAGGCUCUUCCCGACCUGGUCCCUGGGAGGCUGUCAGCAUCACCCGCCUCACCUCCCUGCAUCCCAACCAGCAGACGCUGAAUGGCACCGGCCUUUUUCACGCUCACCCGCGGCUCCUGACCACCACCGAGGCGUCAACAAAAUCCCGCUAAAAACCACCAGACUUACAACGCCAGCUAAUUCGUGCGACCAUGGCAACCAACAGGGAGCAUCAACUGCGUCAUAUGGCUGGCUUCCCUCGCACCAUGUACCCUUUCCCCUUCAACGCCAUGAGGAGCCACUCCCCCUUUGACCUGCUGGCCAGCAGCAACCUUUUUGGUCGCUUUGGGGCAGACCUUCCCAAAGAGAUGGCGGCGUUGUCCGUGGAGACCCAGAGCACCAGCUCGGAGGAGAUGGUGCCCAGCUCGCCUUCUCCUCCGCCGCCACCUCGCGUCUACAAGCCCUGCUUCGUGUGCCAGGACAAGUCGUCUGGAUACCACUAUGGAGUCAGCUCCUGCGAGGGCUGCAAGGGUUUCUUCCGGCGCAGCAUCCAAAAGAACAUGGUGUACACGUGCCACAGAGACAAGAACUGCCAGAUCAACAAGGUGACCCGCAACCGCUGUCAGUACUGCCGGUUGCAAAAGUGCUUCGAGGUGGGCAUGUCCAAAGAGGCGGUGCGAAACGACAGGAACAAGAAGAAGAAGGAUGUGAAAGAGGAGGCGGUGCUGCCCGAGAACUACGAGCUGAGCGGUGAGCUGGAGGAGCUCGUCAACAAAGUCAGCAAAGCUCACCAGGAGACGUUUCCGUCGCUGUGCCAGCUGGGCAAAUACACCACAAACUCGAGCUCUGACCACAGAGUCCAGCUGGACUUGGGCCUGUGGGACAAGUUCAGCGAGCUGUCCACAAAGUGCAUCAUCAAGAUUGUGGAGUUUGCCAAGCGACUACCAGGCUUCACCACGCUAACCAUCGCCGACCAGAUCACCCUCCUCAAGUCUGCUUGUCUGGACAUCCUGAUGCUGAGGAUAUGCACGCGCUACACCCCCGAGCAAGACACCAUGACCUUCUCCGAUGGCCUGACCCUAAACAGAACCCAGAUGCAUAACGCCGGUUUCGGCCCGCUCACAGACCUUGUGUUCGCCUUCGCCGGGCAGCUGCUGCCUUUGGAGAUGGACGACACCGAGACGGGCCUCCUCAGCGCCAUUUGCCUCAUUUGCGGAGACCGCAUGGACCUGGAGGAACCCGAGAAGGUGGACAAGCUGCAGGAGCCGCUGCUGGAGGCCUUGAAGAUUUACACACGCCGCCGACGCCCAAACAAGCCUCACAUGUUCCCUCGCAUGCUGAUGAAAGUCACCGACCUGCGGGGAAUCAGCACCAAAGGUGCAGAGAGAGCCAUCACACUAAAGAUGGAGAUCCCCGGCCCCAUGCCACCGCUCAUCAGGGAGAUGCUGGAAAACCCGGACGCCUUUGAGGACAGCAGUGACUCGGCGGAAAGCCCCGCCCCCACCGCCGCCGGACCGCCGGCGCCGCCGCCGCCCGCCGUUCAGGCCAUCAAGCAGGAGGAGAAGUCCACGUACGAGUCGGCGGUGGAGGAGGAAGAGGAGGACGAGGACGACGACUACUGGGACGAGGACAGGGAGCGCUUGGCGGACAGUGAUGCCGAGCCGUGGGGGGACGUGGCGGCGGGGGGGUCCGGCGCGCACAAGAAAAGCGGGACAACACAGUAGGACGCUUCCUCAUCCUCACACCAUCAGGCUCUUAUAAAAGAAUUGCAAAGUUUACAGGGAGUGAGGGACGAAGCAAAAGCACUCAACAAGCGACUCAUUGUGGUCCAUGGUGACAGGAGGGAGGUGAUGAGGAGGGUGGGGGGGGUGCUCGAGGAAUGUCCCCCUCCUCAGGAAAAGGGCUACGCUUGUAUAGAAAACAUCUCUUUUUUUUUUUUGUUACAAGAAUUGCUACUUAUACUUUCUUAAUGUAUGAUGUAUUGUCUCAGCUCUUUGUCUAUUUUCUUCACUGCGUGUGUUUUGUUUUGUUUUUUUUAAAGCGCUAAAAUGACGCAUCGUGAGAGCAGGACUCCAACUUCCAAUCGUCUUCCAGGUGGUCAAAAGCUUCUCAUAACAAGCAAUAGUGAUUUUUUUUUUUUUUUCCACAUGAACAGGGAUGGGAAUCAAGAACAAUUUCCCAGCAAUUCCAUUCAUAGGAAUCGUUUUGUUUGCUUCCCUCACAAUUCCGCUUAUCGAAUUGAAUGACAUCAAACGCAACAUCUACCGGUAUAUAUAUUUUUGGGAAGAUUUCCAACAUGAAGUCAAGGCAGAAGCACUGUAAAGUUUGGCUAUAUUUCACGCUAAAAGAUGAUAUUGAGAAGUACUCGUAAAGCUUUAAUUUGGGUCAAGGAGAAAGGAGAAAACAUAUGAACUGUCUCAUCUCUUGGAAAUAAACUCGAGAUGCUUGAUCAGAGCACGGUUGCGCUUGUGCUUGUCUUUAGAAGAACCGGAAUUUAAAAAUGAUCAUCGAUUCCCAUCCCUAGACAUGAAUGUCAUCCAAAUGUGAUUUUAAGACAAAAACAAUAAUUCCCAGCUCAAAGAUGAAACCAUGUAUGUGAUGUCAGUCUGGAAAACAACUGGGAAUUUAUUCAAUCUCCUUGUACUUGUACAGUCUCUGUCCUCACCGUUGGGGCAAUUUUGGCUUGAGCUGGCCCAUGAAGGAUUUCGGCUAAAUCCUCAAACAGUUUUCCUUAAUGUCAGCCCUCAAUAUUGCGGGACAUAAAGACAAAUCCUGCAUUGCAUAACCGAGAGGACAAAGUGAAGCCAUAGAGAUGCCCCAGCAAUUAUUCUGAACUUUUUACAUCACAGCAAUCCUCAGGUGUGUUUUUUUUCUUCUUGUGUUAAAAAAAAAAAAAAAACCUGAUUAUUACUAAUUAUAUAGUCUGACUUUAACCCAGCAACCAU